ACAUACUAUCCUAUAUCGAUUUAUCUGCGUACUAUUCCAUGGAUGACAUUGAAGUUCCUCAGUAUUUUAUCUGCCCUAUAUCCCUCCAAAUCAUGAAAGACCCCGUGACAGCCAUAACAGGCAUUACUUACGACAGGGAAAGCAUCGAACACUGGCUGUUCACAAGCAAGAACACCACAUGUCCGGUCAGCAAACAGCCUUUGCCAAAAGAAUCCGGCUUAACCCCUAAUCACACAUUACGCCGGCUAAUCCAGGCUUGGUGCACCCAAAAUGCCUCGCAUGGCAUCGACCGGAUUCCCACGCCUAAGCCGCCUCUCGACAGGUUUCAAGUCCUCAAACUCAUCAAACACCUUUCGCAACCUCAUCAGCUCCAACUGAAAACUGUCAGACAGUUGGAGUUCCUCGCGGCUGGGAGUGAAAGGAAUAGGAAUCCCAUGGUGGAAGCCGGCGUGCCGAAAGCCAUGUUGUUGUUUAUUGCGACAUGUUUCAAGAACGGUCAAAUAAAUGGCAUUGAAGAAGCUCUCAGCGUGCUUAACUUUAUCCCGAUCCCUUCAGCCGAGCUAAAGCAACUUCUUGCGGAGAAUGAUCAUAUUAUCGAUUCGCUGACCUGGGUUUUGUGUUGUGAGAUGGAAAAUCACCCGACAGUGAAAUCCCAUGCGAUGAUAGUGUUGAAAGCAAUCGUCAAGCCCGGGAGCUCAAGUGUAUUGUUAGAAACAUUGAAACCCGAAUUCUUUAAGGCGAUUGUACGAGGCUUAAGGAGUGGGAUCACUCAAGAAGGAAUUAACGCUGCUUUGCAUGUGUUGUUAGAAGCUUCUCCUUGGGGAAGAAAUCGAAUAAUGAUGGCUGAAGUGGGCGCAGUUUUUGAGCUCAUUGAGCUUGAACUGGGGCUGCCUGAAAGGAGAACUACGGAGCUGAUUUUAGGGAUACUACUUCAUCUAUGUUCUUGCGCCGAUGGGAGAGCACAGUUUCUAAGCCAUGUAGGAGGCAUUGCUGUGGUCUCAAACAGGAUCUUCAGAGUUUCAGCGGCAGCCGACGAUCGAGCGAUUCUGAUCCUUUCAAUGAUUUGUAAGUACUCCUCAGGGACAUCUCCGGUGCUUGAGGAGAUGUUAAAGGUUGGGGCGGUGAAAAAGCUUUGGUCACUGCUCCAACUUGACUGCGCCGCAUACUUGAAAGACAAAGCAAGGGAAAUCCUUAGAUCUUAUUCUAAGGAGUGGAAGGAUUCUCCGUGCUAUGGUGUUUCUCAAGAUCUCCAUAUCUAAGGUGAAAUGCAAUUAUCUUGAGCCCAUGUAAGCAAAACAACUUAUAAUUAUACAUGGAUUCCAAUCAUAUUUGCUAGUAAUGAAUCAUCACUUAUCGCAAAAACUUAAGCUAA
Alnus glutinosa is the source of this 1372-nucleotide messenger RNA. Its product is annotated as E3 ubiquitin-protein ligase PUB24-like. Gene Ontology annotation, molecular function: ubiquitin protein ligase activity. Lineage: Eukaryota; Viridiplantae; Streptophyta; Magnoliopsida; Fagales; Betulaceae. The transcript has a single exon. The record is from RefSeq and is a predicted model, not a curated record. The coding region runs from base 39 to 1259 and encodes 406 amino acids. Gene Ontology annotation, biological process: protein ubiquitination.